AUGCGUGGUCUCAGAAGUCUUACCUCCCUCGCCGUUCUCGGUUUGGUCAGUGCCCAGGACACCAUCGUCUUCGGUCCUGCGUUCUACCUCGGCCCUACCAAGUCAUGGAUCCGUGAAGCGACUACUACGCUGGUGUUGCCCGAAGCACCAAGCCCUCAGGAGGAUCGCCUUGCACUCUGGCCAGGAAUGGGCACCAGCGGUGGUGAUCUGAUCCAGGCUCUCGCUGUCUCCUUCUCGGACCCUGCAGCAAACUGCGGCGCUAGCUCCGGCCAAUGGUGCACCUGGGCAAGCACUCUUCAAGGAACCCAGCUAGGUGGAAAGCAAGUUCCAGCCUCUGCAGGUGACAAGCUUGUCAUGCAUUACAAGUACAACGAUAGUACCGGCAAAUACGACCAGACAGUGUCCAUCAAUGGCGAAGUCAUCUCGAGCCUCUCGACUAGCUCUGGCCAGGCCCAAGGAUGGGGUACUGCCGUUGAGGCCCAGGACAACGCCUCGAAGAGCAUUGUUGCUGCGCACCAGUACCUUGAUACUACCAUCAUCCUCGAUUCCGCUGACCUUACCUUCCGUGAUACCCUCGGCCUCACCGAUGCUGACUCUACUGGCUUGACGACUUCUGACAAUGGCAAGACCUGGAAGGUGACUACCAUCAACAUUCAUGAGCAUUCUUUCUAA
This is a messenger RNA of Aspergillus pseudonomiae, 672 nucleotides long. RefSeq lists its product as uncharacterized. The transcript has 6 exons. NCBI's taxonomy places the organism in Eukaryota, Fungi, Ascomycota, Eurotiomycetes, Eurotiales, Aspergillaceae. Bases 1 to 672 code for a protein of 223 amino acids. The record is from RefSeq and is a predicted model, not a curated record.